UCUCUUUGGUUAGCACUUCGCCGUGGCCUGUAAUAAUUGUAAACAAGGUUUUGUCUAACAUGAAACAUCUGUAGGUAAUGUAGAAAUAUUGUACGUAUACAAUUAUUUCUGCCAAAUAGUAUUUUAGGUUAAGAUUUACACAAAUUACAAUGUCUAAAAGAAGUCAACCAUCGUGGUCUACUCCAGUACCAACGGAGAAAAGAGCAGUUCUAAAAUUAUUUAAUAGCUUGACCAGGCAGAAGGAAGAGUUUAUUUGUUCAAAAGGAAACCAUGUAAAAUGGUACAGCUGUGGGCCAACGGUGUAUGAUGCUUCCCAUAUGGGUCAUGCAAGGUCCUAUAUAUCAUUCGAUAUUUUAAGAAGAAUAUUAGCAAACUAUUUUGGCUAUGAUAUAUUGUUUGUUAUGAACAUAACAGAUAUUGAUGACAAGAUCAUCAGAAGAGCUAGACAGAAUUAUCUUUAUGAAGAAUAUUUGAAGGAAGAAAAAACUUUAGCUGAUAUAGUGGAUGAUUCAACCCAAGUGGUUAAUUAUUAUGAAGAUUUGGUUAAAAAUACAGUUGAUCCAGAUAAAAAAGCUUCCAUGCAAAAAACAUUUGAUAAAUUUGCUAAUGCAGUGAAGGAUUUGAAAGUAGCUGUUGAGUCACAAGAUGAGGAGAAAAUGAGUAUAGCAAAAAGUGAUAUGUUACAAGCAUCUAGAGAUCCUUUGUCUGAUUGGUUGGAUAGUAAGUUUGGAGCCACAGUCACAGACAAUGCAAUAUUUACUAAGCUAUCAAGAUUUUGGGAAAAUGAAUUCCAUAAAGAUAUGAAAGCUCUCAAUAUAUUGCCUCCAGAUAUUCUAACAAGAGUAACAGAAUAUGUUCCACAAAUAAUUGCAUUUAUUAAAAAAAUUAUUGACAACGGCUUAGCAUAUGAAUCAAAUGGCUCAGUAUAUUUCAGUGUCAGUGAAUUUGAUGGCAAAGAUGAACAUUACUACGCUCGGUUGGUACCUGAAGCUUACGGAGACACCAGAUCUCUACUAGAAGGAGAAGGUGAUCUUAGUGAUGAAACUGCUGAGAAAAGAUCACCUAAUGACUUUGCUUUGUGGAAAAAGAGUAAACCCGGUGAGCCUUCAUGGGAGUCUCCAUGGGGUGGUGGUAGACCAGGCUGGCAUAUAGAAUGCUCAGCCAUGGCUGCUGAUAUCUUAGGAUCUAAGGUGGAUAUUCACACAGGAGGAGUCGAUCUCAAGUUCCCGCACCAUGACAAUGAGCUAGCCCAGAGUGAGGCCUACUUUAAUGAACCGGGCUGGAUAAACUACUUUCUUCACACUGGCCACCUGACUAUAUCCGGUUGUAAAAUGUCCAAGUCACUCAAGAACUUUGUGACAAUAUCGGAAGCUCUUCAACGAUAUACAGCAAGACAAUUGAGAAUCGCUUUCCUGUUGCAUGGAUGGAAGGAAACACUUGAUUACUCUGAUAACACCAUGGAGAUGGCGAUUCAGACUGAAAAAUUAUUUAAUGAGUUCUUUUUAACGGUGAAGGAUGCAAUUCGUAGUGGAUAUGAUGAAGGUUGUGGCGGCGUAUGGACCGACAGUGAACAACAACUCUCCGCCAAACUUACAGCGGUCAAGGAACAAGUGCACGAGGCUCUGUGUGAUAACUUGGACACCCGCCGCGCUAUAGACAGUCUCCGUGAGCUGGUGGGGGCGACGCACGUGUACUUGCGGCAAACGGCCCCGCGGCCAUCACCCCUGCUGGUCACCGCAGCUCGCUACGUCACCGACAUGCUGCACAUAUUCGGCGCUAUCGACGGACCCCGCGGUCUCAUUGGCUUCCCUGUUGGAGAUACCAAUGUUUGUUUGGAAGAAGUAGUGAUGCCGUACUUGGAGGCGCUGAGCACGUUCCGGGGCAGCGUGCGGGAGGCGGCGCGGGGCGCGGGGUCAGGGCCGAGUGUGUUGGCUCUGUGUGACGAGCUGCGGGACGACGUGUUGCCCGCGCUGGGGGUGCGUCUUGAGGAUAAACCUGACCGCACGAUCGUGAAGCUCGUGAGCAAAGAGGAACUCGCAAGAGAACGCGAGGAAAAGAAGCGCAUUGAGGCGGAGAAACAGAAGAAGAAAGAAGAGUUGUUGAAGGCGCAGCGGGCGAAAGAAGAACAGAAGAAAAUACCGCCCAACCAAAUGUUUUUACGUGAGACUGACAAGUAUUCCAAGUUUGAUGAUAAGGGUUUGCCCACGCAUGACAACGAAGGUAAGGAGCUGAGUAAAGGUCUCGUGAAGAAACUACAAAAACUGCAACAGGCUCAAGAGAAGAAGUACAACGAAUAUAUCGCGUCCGCUAAUUCUUCUUAAUCCCACAUAAAUUUAAAUUUUUGAUUUGAUUGAUUUGAGUCAUGACAAAGAUUUUGUAUUUUUUUCCACAAAUCAGCGUAGCGCGUUCUGUCGCCGCCACGUACUAAUUUAUUUUUUUUAUUUAUAAGUUCGGUUAUUUGACGGUCUCUUACGGUACGGAAGCAUAUUGAGGGAACCUGCACACACCUGUUAAGAAAUUAAAAGGUUGUACGUGAAUUUGAACAACUUAUACUGAACCAGCAUGGCCGAGCAAAAUUAUAGGCUCCAAAUAUAGAUUGAACCCAAAGCCGUAAAAUAAGUUGGUAAAAAAUAUUUGGUGGUGCUGCAAAAUAAAUAAUUUUAAAGUUAUACUUUUUUUAGGCGCGUUAUGAAAAAUGAUGUGAGUGAAAUUUUAAGAAGUUGGUUCCUAAAAUUUUCUGACGUUUGCGUCAUUCGUUAUUUUUUUUUUUGGUUUUUUCGUCCUCUAUUUAUAGGACUGGGAAAAGGUUCAAGCCCAUACAGCCGUAUUCAUUAUUAAAUAAUUAACUGUCGAAGCCAUCUUUGCAAGAUUUUAACAAAAUUGUUCUUUCUAAAAACGUAGAAUAGCACGAGGAAUAAAUCAUUUUAAUGAUUUUUGCUUCGUUAGGCCAAAGAAGUAUAACUUCUUGCGUGCAUACAUAAGUACACACACACUUUAUUGCUAAUCCUAGACAGAUUUAAAACAGUUACGUCAAUCACCGUAUGGGCAUUGGGACGCUUCAUAUGACACUUGCGAGUUUAAUAAAUUAUUUUAUUGUUAACAUAAUUGUGGUUACAAACGUGAAAUAAUAUAUGAAAUACCUAAUAUUAGAUUGUUUAUUUGUAAGGCACAAAUUGAUUGAGAACAUUUUAAGCUUUUAAAGUCGUGCUUGCUUAUUUCAUAUUUUUUUUUACUUAAAAUCUUACCAACUUAAGUAUACCAUUUGUUUAUGCUGAUAAAAUGAUUUUAUACAUUCUGAUGUGUAUACAGUAUUCUGUAGUGAUGUAUAAAAGUUGCUAUACUAAAGGAUAUAUAUAUAUAUAUAUAUUAAACUAUUUAAAUAUU
Molecule: messenger RNA, 3384 nt
Organism: Leptidea sinapis
Lineage: Eukaryota; Metazoa; Arthropoda; Insecta; Lepidoptera; Pieridae
Gene: CysRS
Product: cysteine--tRNA ligase, cytoplasmic
Exons: 12
Coding region: 150-2321 (723 amino acids)
Biological process (GO): cysteinyl-tRNA aminoacylation
Cellular component (GO): cytoplasm
Molecular function (GO): ATP binding; cysteine-tRNA ligase activity
Source: RefSeq, a predicted model, not a curated record